This is a messenger RNA of Cantharellus anzutake, 943 nucleotides long. RefSeq lists its product as uncharacterized. The transcript is spliced from 5 exons. The record is from RefSeq and is a predicted model, not a curated record. Lineage: Eukaryota; Fungi; Basidiomycota; Agaricomycetes; Cantharellales; Hydnaceae. The coding region runs from base 1 to 633 and encodes 210 amino acids.
AUGCAAUUCUAUUCUUCUAUCAAUGCGUUGGGAACAGCCAAUCUUAUUCACCGAUGGGUGGUCGAUCACCCCAGCGGUGACCAGAGUGCGAUCGAAUCCGACGCAUCGGGGCCGGCCACAAUGCAAGGGCAGUGUUGGCCCACAAGCGGCACUGGAGCAGCCCCAUCGCAGCCUCGUGGGAUGCUUGCGCCUUUUUAUACUGUCCGGAUAGCUUUGGCACACAGCCGACACCCACAUCAUAAAAGCUUAAAUAAAAGCCGAUCGCGCCCCUACGAUGAGGGAUGGGACGACCAUGAUGAGACGCUAGGAAUGCCAACCUGCGCUGAAAUCGCGUGGCACAGCGGCGCUAUAUUAGUUGAGAUUAUUAUUAUAUAUAUCAAUGUGUUGGGAAGUAGUCGAAGUACUUGUGGAGGCCAAUUUAUUCGCCGACGGGUAAUCACCCCGACUAGUGGUGACCGGAGCACGAUCGAAUAUGACACGGCACAACAAGUAGAACAAGUAUUGGGUCCACAAGCGCCACGAAAACAGCCUCACCGCCAACUUGAAUGGGUCGAGGCGCCAUGGGAUGGUCGGGACACGCAUGCAGUGGGGCCAUGGAGCUUUCAGGGUGCAGUUCUAGAGAGCGGCGCUUGAUCAAAAGGAAAGGGAAGUUGGGUUCCAGAAAACGAUAGCUGAAAAAUGGCAAGCUUUGACGUACAGCCGACACCCACUUGCCUGCAUCCUAAGAGCUUAAUUAAAAGCUAAUCGCUCCCCUUGAGGAACGGGAUGACCGUCGUGAAACCACAGCGGCGCUUACCGUGGGCCAGCGAUCGCUGCAACUCGUGCAUGAUUACGACUUACAUAUGAGGUCCUAUAAGUCAGCAAGCAGGGGUCGUACUAAUUCUCUCGCUGUCAUAACCAGUCUGGGUCAUGCUAACGCGCAUGCUGGAAUUCGCGGUUGACA